UUUUCCUCACUUUUGAAAGUUCAAAAUCAUCAGAAGCUUGCUAAAUUUAAAAGGAAUUUCUUUAGUGAAAAUGAAUUUAAUUCCAAUAGUAUCGUUGAUACUUUGGAAUAAUGUACACGGUGCUCAACUUCUUCCGGAUCUUGGAGCAGAUGAUAUUGGAAAGGAUAACGAAUACUUCUCUCGCCGCAAUCCACGAGCUACUAAUAAAGAGUUCAAAUCCUCACUUAUUCAAAUGCAAAUGAUAUCUCGAGUUACAAAUGGAAUAUAUCUACAACAUGGAUUAUCCAAUGGAUCUAUCAAAUCGGAUGAUCUUAUUCCUGAAUUACUUCAUUUUGGAACUAUCACUCCCACUCAGAUAUCUGCAAUCAAUACUGAUAAGUUAUCUAAGAUUGUUGAGGGGAUUAAUGGGCUCAAAUUAGAUGGGAAAGUUGGUCAAGUUGAGAAACAGCUGAUCGAGUUUGUAUCAAAACAGGAGGAGCUGUCAAAUAUUGAUCCAUCUGCUAUCGUUCCUAAGGACGACCCGUAUAUGAAAGAGCUGAAGGAUUUGAAGGGGAGGAACGUUCCAUGGGCCAAGCUGGAGACAGGUUUCAAAAAAGAUUUGAAUUAUUUCCUGUCAGAAAUGAACGAUUUCAAUACAACAUCAGAUCUAGACAAUCUUCAACGGGUUAUAUCAGCAAUCGCCCUGUGCAAAAGAUUUGAUCCAACGCCAUUCAAGUCGUUAUCCAAUUUCAAACUUCUCAGAGACAAGUAUAAUGAUUCUCCGAUGAUGACCAAGGCUCGUGGUUUUCUCAAAGAGUUUAAGAACGAAAAAGUUGAAAAAGCUAAUCUAGAAACUGUUCAUAAGAAUAUUGAUAGUUUGAGUUCUUUAGCAGAAGAUUUGAAAACCAAUCAACAUGUUAUCGAAACUCUUCAUCAUUUCUUCGAAGCUCGUCAACUUCCUAUCAUUGAUUCCAAAUACCUCGCGGGAUUCCCAAAGGGAAUUUCAGAUAUUUCAAUGGUCUUCACUGAUUUGGGAACUGCUUGGGUGAAUCAAACAGUUGCUGGACAAGCUUCCAACUUGGGAAAGGCUCUGAACCAAGUGAAAAUAUUGGUGACCAAGGCAGCGGGCAUUGAUCAGUCAGUUCAAUCAGGCGAGGCUACAAUUCUUAAAGAAUUGUCAGAAAUUCAUCCAAAAAUUAUGAAGUUUGUGGAUUUUGCUGAUACCGUCAAACCAUUCGUCGGAGCAGUGACUGAUAUCAAGUUACCCGUCCCUUCUGGUAACGUUCCAACUUUCGACAAUUUGGAUAAAUUUACUAAAAGCACGGAGGAGUUGUCAUUAAAGCUUCUGGCGGCAGACAAAUUAGUUGGACUUUCGAAAGCUUUACAUGAUUCUAUGAACCAACAUACAUUGGACAAUAUGUCGCAGAUAGUCAACGUAACGGAUGCUAAGUUUCUUGAAAGUGUUCAAAAAAUCAAUGAAACCUAUAAGCUGAUCUUCAAAGAGAAAGGCUCAAUGACGACUCUGAGCAAAGGAACUAUAUUGAAGGAUGUGACAACCGUCGUAAACAAUUUUAAACAUCUUAAAGCAUUCGUUGAGAAGUUCAAAAAAUUCAAAAAGGAUUUGGAAUUUUUGAAUAAAAUCAAAAAAAUCGAGCCAGUGAUUAACUUCAUCAAAGACUAUAGAGGGAAGACUCCAAACAAAGUUGGGCUGCCAAUUCUUAUAUCUAGUUUGCCGUCUAUCAAGGAGAAGCUAGGAAAUCUCACUGCCUACAUCAAUGGAAUCAAGAGCUCGAAGGACAAAGAAACUGAAGCUUUGUCAGUUUUUACCAACAUUGCUAAGGAUUCACAGGUUAUCGGGAUGGUGACACGUGGAAUUACGAGUAUGGAGGAGAUGGCUAGCCAGAAAGUUGAUUGGAAACCUCUGAAGGAUCUGAGUGCUGCAAUUAAGGUGAUGAAGAAGAUGAAUCCUGCAGAUGUCAAGAAGUUGGAAGCACUGGCUGGAUUGGAGAAUGAGUGGAAGAGGAUCAAGGGAGAAGUUGGAACCUUUAUUAAUUCUGUGAAGCCAGUCAAUUCCACCAAGUUGUCGGACUAUUCUGGAAUCUUUCAAGCUGCUAAAAGUGUCAACGGUCUUAAAACAAACUUGUCUGCCAUCAUCAGUUCCGUGGAAACUUUGAAGAGUCGUCUACCAUCAAGAAGAAAAAGAGCAGCAACUGGAUUAACCGGAGCCCAACUCGACAAGCUCCUAGCACUUCUUCGACCCCUCCAAAUCUAUGAUCCUACCAUAUACUCCGCUGCUUUCGAUGCUUCUGCCAAGUCUCUGCAAGCACUGGUGGAUUCAUUCACUGAAUAUGGGAAAAUCCUGGCUAAGCCUCCACCUCCAAAGCCUCCAGCACCUUCUCCAGGAGGAGCAGCGCCACGACAAGGAGCCGCCAAACCCUCAAGUCAAAAUGCCCCGGAAUCAAUCUCCCUGUGGCCAUACAUUGCUAUUGGUGUUAUCAUCCUUCUGGCUAUUGCUGGUCUGGGCAUAUUCUUUGGUCUAAGAUGGUGGAGCAAGAAGCAAGUUAAAUCUGAUUUAGUUUUAGAUCCCGCACCAACAAAGACUAUAAUUGCAAUAUUGCCGGAUGCUGUAAAAUACAUUUGUGAUCGGGAUCGUAGAUACUCCGAUUUCAGGCGAAACGAAAGCACUUUCGAUUUUAUGAAAUUUUUCAAAACGUCGUAUGAGAACAAAGUCGCUAAUAUGCAGUCGCCAGAGGUUUCGGAUCUUGUGAAGAAGCACGAGAUGGAUCUGAGAGUUGCAAAUCCACUCAUCGAGAAAACUCGAGUCAUUCUCAAGGGAUAUAAAAAACAGUUCAACGACAACUUCCUCCACGCGAACUACGUGACAUGCCCCGAUGGAAUGCGAUUCAUCCUGAUGCAAUCUCCACAGUGCGAGAUUUUGGAGCCAAAGCCAGCCAAGGAAAAAGAGAAGUACACGGAAAUGACUCCGCGGCGCAACUCAACAAUCGAGAAGUUUUGGUGGAUGAUCCGACAGGAGAAGGUGGAGCAGGUUGUGAUGACGUGUGACUUUUUGGAGAGAAACCGCGAGACGGGUCUGUUCUUUGAGAAUUGCUCCAAAUAUUACCCGAUGAAAGUGGAUACGGAGCUCACGUUUAAAGGGAUUACUGUCAAGUGUACCAAUAUGGUUAAAGUUGAUGGAAUUGAACGCCGCACUUUGUGCAUCACUUUUGGCGACGGUGUGCAAUUGACAGUAACUCAUAAUUUGAUGUCGUCCUGGACCUAUCUGAAUACUCAGAAGACAACGAUUUCCAUUAUUUCAUUGAUUCAAUACUUGAAUAAAUGCAAAGGUGCCCCGAUUGUCAUUCACGACCAUGACGGAAUUUCGAGAUCUGCCACAAUUCCAGCUUCGAUUAUUGGCUAUCAAAAGAUUGCGGAGACCUCUGGAGCAUUUGUACUUACUGAUGUGAUUGAUUACAUUCGUGAGCAUCGUGCACUUGCGAUUUCUACACCUGGUGAACUUUCGUAUAUCGAUGCAGUGAUUGUCAGAUUGCUUGCAAUUCAAUUCAAAGACCAAUUCUCGAAGGAACAAACGGAAAUGUGCAAAAGCAUUGCAAUUUUCUUCUCGGUCUACUCGCCACGCGUGCAUGAAACAAUCCUAGAUGGCUUGCAGAAAAAGACUGGAGGAGAUAAACUGCCUGAAAUUGUGGUGCCUACGAAGGAAAGAAGCUUCAUGACACUCGCAUCUUCCUUACACUCGCUCAAAGAUGAGAAGUCUGACAAGGAGGAGGAUAAUGUUGUGCAACGCGUUUAAUUACUUGUGUGUGUUUCUGUAUUAUGUAUUGAUUUUUAUAGAAUAUCAUCAUCGAAAUGAUGAUUGAUAGCAUAGAUGAUAGAAUAAAGAUGAUUUGUGACC
This is a messenger RNA of Caenorhabditis elegans, 3889 nucleotides long. It is a transcript of the gene moa-1, whose product is annotated as WSN domain-containing protein. The transcript has 9 exons. The coding region runs from base 71 to 3787 and encodes 1238 amino acids. NCBI's taxonomy places the organism in Eukaryota, Metazoa, Nematoda, Chromadorea, Rhabditida, Rhabditidae. The record is from RefSeq and is marked reviewed. Gene Ontology annotation, molecular function: protein tyrosine phosphatase activity.